AUGGCCGACGACUUGCUCCAAAUGUUUCAAAGCAUCACGACGAGUGAUCGAGAUGAAUUAAUUGAUCAAUUUGCACAUUUAUUACAAUUAGAUGUACAAACAGCUACUUUCUUUCUUGAAUCGUGUAAUUGGAAUGUUGAGACAGCGGUGAAUAAUUAUUUAAUUACAAUGGAAGCCACAGGAGGAAAUACAAGUGGAAGAGAAGGAAUGGAGAGAGGAAAGGAUUUGGAGAUGGAAGACGAGUGUAAUAUUCUUGUAGAUCAUCAAGAGAUACAACAAGAACCAGACGAACAAGAGAAUCAGUAUCAACAACCAAAUUCUGCCUCGUACGAAGCUCAGUUUAUUAGCGAUCUAUCAGCUACGCAGAAUACGCUUUUUGCACCCGAAACGCCAGUUUAUAUGCAAUGGAGUUUUGUCAAUACUGGACAAGACGCAUGGCCGACAGAUACACGACUGUUAUUUGCACAAGGCACGACCUUUCAAGGACCAGAAAAAAUUCAUGUUGCAGCACCAGUUGGUCAGCGGAUAGACAUCCACGCACCUCUUUGUAUGCCGUCGGAACCAGGAUCUUAUGCUGGUAGCUGGAGACUGCACUGCUCGGGAGGGUUUUUUGGCGACCCAGUGUGGGUUGUUGCAAAUGUAGGCACGCGUGAAGCAGCUGCAGCAUUUGCUUUGCAGCAACAACAGCAAGCUGCAGAUGGUGAUUCCUCCAAGGUCCAAUGUGCUCAAAAUGACCGGCAGCCUUCAUCAGCUGUUGUCGAGGAUAUGGACUUGCAGUGA
Peronospora belbahrii is the source of this 780-nucleotide messenger RNA. The record is from the annotation of a GenBank genome assembly. NCBI's taxonomy places the organism in Eukaryota, Oomycota, Peronosporomycetes, Peronosporales, Peronosporaceae.